CCGGUGCACCAGACUCAAAUAAAAUCUUGCUAUCGCAAAGUAAGUACACGUAAUCGUAUCGUUGUGUGGUUGAUUUCGUCCUUUUUUAGUGGUAAACAGUGAUGUAGAUGUCUGUGAAAUAGGCUAAACGAAGAAGACAUAUGUCGACGUGGAACUGAGGAAAUAAUACACACAGGUUCUAAACAGUCACGGUAGUCACGAAAGUCGUGCUGAUCUCCAAGAUGGCGUAUCAGACUUUUCAACAGGAGUACCUGCAAACACCAGCGAUCACCAGGGCCUACUGCACAUCAUGUGUGCUGACUACACUAGCUGUGCAACUGGACAUCAUCACACCAUUUCAGCUGUACUUCAACCCAGAUCUCAUAUUCAACCAUUAUCAGGUUUGGAGACUGGUCACCAAUUUCCUCUUCUUCGGACCGAUUGGCUUCAACUUUUUAUUCAACAUGAUCUUCACGUAUCGCUACUGUCGCAUGCUGGAGGAGGGGUCGUUCAGGGGUCGCACGGCAGAUUUCUUCUUCAUGUUCUUCUUAGGGGGUCUGAUCAUGACUAUUAUUUCCUUCUUUGUCAACCUGGUGUUUCUUGGCCAAGCGUUUACGAUAAUGCUGGUGUAUGUCUGGAGUCGUAGGAACCCUUACGUCCGCAUGAACUUCCUGGGCCUGAUGAAUUUCCAGGCCCCUCAUCUACCCUGGGUGCUGCUUGGUUUCUCCCUGCUACUAGGGAACUCCAUCAUUGUCGACUUCAUCGGCAUUGCUGUUGGUCAUGUUUACUUCUUCCUUGAAGAUGUUUUCCCCCAGCAACAAGGCGGCUUCAAAAUCCUCAGAACACCGGGAAUUUUGAAAAUGAUCUUCGAUUCAAACCCAGAAGAUCCAAACUACAACCCCUUACCGGAGGAGGAGAGGCCAGGGGGGUUUGACUGGGGUGGGGAGGGCGCCAGACCGGAGGACGCACCGGGCGACAGACCCCAGGACGGACAAGGUGACAACCAAAACCAGAACCAGUGAAGCGGAACAAGCAACUGAAACAAAAAGGCCAGGCAGUAAAAGCUAGUCCAAAAGCACAGAGAUUCCAUUCAAAUGAAUCAGAAUGGCUGAUCACUGGAAGUCUUUUCAUGCAUCUGGUGUUCACAGUGGGCUAGACUUAGCCUGUUAUGGGGUAAUCCUAUACAACAGCACUGCCCGGUUCUCUUCACCAGCCAAUACCAGGCUGUCACAAGUGACAGUCAGUCAGACACAAAGAAGACUAAAGUCUUGCCUUCUCUGGGACGAGCAAAACUGCAUUUCUUUGGAAGCUGAAUACAUGUACAUGGACAUUUUAAAGCAUUUUUGUUAGGAGAAUCUUGCAGCUGUAUUUUAGAACUUGCUAGUAGUUGGGGAAAAGCAGCUAUCAUAAAAACUGAAAAGUGAGCAAUGAAUUCAGAAAUCUAACAUGUCUCGAAUGAUGCCAGUUUUUCUGUUAAACCAGAGCGGAUAGGUUGAGGGGGACAUUUUUUUAAGGAGGAAGGUAGAAUGCCGUGAAAAAAGUGGAUCAUUUGGGAAAAUAGGGUAAGGUUAAGCUAUUGGUGUAGAAGAUGCAGUAAUUUCAUCUUGAAUUCAGCGUUGAAAUGCUCGCCUGACCAGAAAUGUUGUUGAGCACAUGUUUCUGUGGGAAUGCCCUUUUUUUUCUUUACUGUCAAGAAUGUUGACAUGAAGUCAAAGUUGUAAAAAAGAUGCCUUUAUAUAUGGAAAAUAAAAAAAAUACUUUUUCACAAUCAAGGAAUGUGGGAUUUAGAUUUAAUUUUGUGCUUAAAAAGAUGAUGGUGAUCGGUUUGCUGCCAUCUAUUGGUAAAAAAUAGUCAUGUCCAAUUUACUAUUUACAUUUACAAAGAGAUUUUUCAUGUUUUUUCUUUUACAGAAAUAUUCUAUUUUUGGUGGUCGUUUUCCGAUUUCAAGUCAAACUUUUUGGCAAUUUGCUUUUUCCAUUGUCAAAAUUGUAGUUUUCCUUGAAGCAUAAUAUUAUUUUUCUUGAGGUGGGCAACACUGGGAGUUUUCAAACAACAAAGUUAAAAAUAUUAAACUGAUAAACUGUUUGUAGAAUAAUUUGUAUGUAAUUAAAUAUAUUUAUCUUCAAGUUUGUAUUACUCUUUAUUUUGUUUUGUUUUUCCCACUAAAUGUGCCUGUUUACUUUA
Molecule: messenger RNA, 2164 nt
Organism: Patiria miniata (bat star)
Lineage: Eukaryota; Metazoa; Echinodermata; Asteroidea; Valvatida; Asterinidae
Gene: derl2
Product: derlin-2-like
Exons: 7
Coding region: 222-1001 (259 amino acids)
Biological process (GO): endoplasmic reticulum unfolded protein response
Cellular component (GO): endoplasmic reticulum membrane; Hrd1p ubiquitin ligase ERAD-L complex
Molecular function (GO): ubiquitin-specific protease binding; misfolded protein binding
Source: RefSeq, a predicted model, not a curated record